Molecule: messenger RNA, 2330 nt
Organism: Cyclopterus lumpus (lumpfish)
Lineage: Eukaryota; Metazoa; Chordata; Actinopteri; Perciformes; Cyclopteridae
Exons: 5
Coding region: 112-855 (247 amino acids)
Source: RefSeq, a predicted model, not a curated record
GUUCCUCUCAGGCACACAAACUGCUACCAAAGGAUUCAACAUACCAAGUCAGUAAUAUCACAGAUUCAAAGGCCAACUCGCAGGGCCUGCAAGCAACACAAUUAUUCUAUCAUGGUUGACAACAUUGUCUCAAAGCCUCUCGGGUUAGUUCUGAUUGUAACAGUUCACAUGGUUUUCAACGGCCCCAUCCCAGCGGAGGUCACUGGGAGCCUCGGCACCAACAUCACCUUUCAAUUCACAUUUAACACGAGUGUCACAAAACAUUUUGCAGUUUACACAACAAACCACACAAAGAUUGCUGAGUAUUCCCAGGGCAACAGAAGGAAAAGAGAAGGCGAUUUUGAUGUCCAUCCUGAAAAUAAUUAUGUGCUUUGCCACAUUACAAAUCUCAAACUACAUCACAGUGGAAUUUACUGGGCCACUCUGUUCAUGGACUUAGGACUCCCCAUAGAAAGUAAUAAUAAGGUGCAGCUCAUCGUCCGAGAGGAGAACAGAAUCAACACAGUUCCUCCAAUGGCGAAUGACAUCACAAUAAUAGAUAGUGGAAGUCCCAGUUUCUUUUCCACUCACAUCGUCACUGUCCUUGUGGUUCCACCUGUAGUGCUGUUGGCGGCAGUACUUCCCUUGUUGAUCUGGUGUCUCAUGAGAACCAAAGACAAACAACCACCACAUGAACAACACAGCUCUAAUCCCACAGUACAAGAAACAGUUGAGGCAUCAAACAAUGUGCCCACCCCCCCACUGGUCUACAGCGUCCUGGACUUUCCCAAAAGAUCUGCGGCAGUUUUGGAGAUCAAUCCAAGUGGAACAGAGUACUCUGCUGUCAGCUAUCUCUCAGAAAAGAGACAAGUGUGACAUGCAGCUGAAACCAAACGCCCUCUCUUGGUUUGGGUAAGGGUAUGCAAGAUGACUUAUACAUCUAGAAAUAUAUUUCUAGUGAGUGUGAUAAAUGCUUUUUUUUAAUAACACAAUGAUGAAUCCUCACAGCAUGUAUUGCAAUAAUUUACAAGCAAAGGAGUCACUGUUCUGCUUUGGUUGUGAGUGUGUAGGUGGCACUUUGAUUGUGGUGGUCGUGAGAUUGAAUGUUGACAUUGCUGCGACAAACCACGAACCAGCACACAUAAUGUCACAAUAACAAACCAUCAUUUUGAUUUGGUUUGGUUUAUGUUUGUUCUUUAUUUGUCUCAGGAUCAUCUGUCCACUAAACUCUGAAAUGCAAAGUCUGUUAAAUUGUUUGUUUUCUUUGACCAAUGCCAUUAAAAGACCAAAACAAUGACAAAGUCUGAUCUAUCUUACUCCUCCUUGCCAUAGACCUCCAGUGUUAUCCAAAAAAUAUUAAAAACACACCUGGCAGCUUCACAAUUGCACCGGUUGACAUGUUUCUAUUCAUUUGAUGAACAGGGGCACUGUAGUCUAUUUUGAGUCCCACAAAAAAACAUGCUGCUGAAAAUACUCACUGGAGCACCAAAUGUGUAUUAAUGCGCCACCGAAAGUAGUCCCACAAAAAUUUAUUAUACUGUAUAUUCUUAUUUGAAUAACAUUUUGUAAAACUACAGUGCCCAGUUGUUUUGAAAAAUUAAUACAUUUUGUAGCUUUUUUAUUUUUUAUUACAUAUAAUACAUAUAUUUGUGUCUUCAAUCAAAUAGGCUUUCAGCUGAGUACCACAGACUAUGGAGGGGCAGUCAGAAAGUAUUGAGCGAUGGACUAAUAACAGAUGGAUAAAAACAAAAACAUAAAAGAAGGCCAUGCUUAUCCUCUUAGCCUCAACAAAAGCACCUGUAGCAAACAUUACCUUGUGUGUGUGUGGACUGAUGACUCACAAGAUAUAAUACUAUUUACUCAUGCUUAUUAGAGACUAUAAGUGUUUAAAGCUCAAUUACAUUUAUUUCAAAAAUGAAAUUCAACCAUUCAACUUUUCUUCUCUUCAUUCAAAUGAAAUGCUAAACUUGGCUAUAGUGACAUCUAUGACUUAUUAUUAUUAUUAUUAGUAUUAGUAUUAGUAUUAUCUUCAACCUAGAGGUGUUAUAUCUUCAUGAGCUCCCUUUGGGUUUCAGGAUGAGUCAUUUUGAUAUUUUCUGUCAAUGAUUUGUUUUUCAUCAAAGCAUUCAUCACAGUUAGACUCAGAGUUUCCAAUAUUAAAAUAAACAGAAUUAAGAACCAUUAGUGAAAUAAAAUAGUCUUAGCAAAUGGUGAAAUUGUAUUUGUAGUUUAAAGCGCUCAGCUCCAGAGUAAUGUAUAUUCAAGUGAUUUUCCAUUUACUGUAUGCACAGUUUGAGACUGUCACACCAAUUCCACACAUACAAUAGCUAUCUGACACUAUCUCACUGCCA